ACGUAGUUUUCCCUUCGUCCAAUCUCACCGUUGCCCUGGGCAACAAUCGGGCGGUCUGGGAAGAGAGGCGUCUGUAAGUAGGCCCGAAAAAGGACCAAAGGUGACCAGUCAUCCCAGGAAAAAACUUAGCUGUAUCCAACAAUUCAGAUAUGGCGGAAGUGAAGUCAAUGUUCCGGGAAGUUCUUCCAAAACAAGGGCAGCUGUCUGUGGAAGAUAUAACCACAAUGGUGCUGUGUAAACCCAAACUUUUACCCUUAAAAUCUCUGACUCUGGAAAAAUUGGAGAAAAUGCAGCAAGCAGCCCAGGAUACAAUUCGCCAACAAGAAAUGGCAGAAAAGGAACAACAGCAAAUAACUCACUGAAUGAUAAUUUAGCACUUCUACAGAAUACCCUUAGUAUUAACAAUAGCUAGAAAAUAAUUUGCACCUGUAUGCUGAGAACAGUGUGUGUUAAUAAAACUGAUAGUGCUUAUACAUAAUAUAAAAAUACCCAAGACUAAUGAAACUUGUAUUGUGAAUUUAGACACUGUGGUUUGUAUUGAACAUAAGCAAUUAAAAAAACUUUGAA
Molecule: messenger RNA, 567 nt
Organism: Puma concolor (puma)
Lineage: Eukaryota; Metazoa; Chordata; Mammalia; Carnivora; Felidae
Gene: BBIP1
Product: BBSome interacting protein 1
Biological process (GO): cilium assembly; receptor localization to non-motile cilium
Cellular component (GO): BBSome
Source: RefSeq, a predicted model, not a curated record